This is a messenger RNA of Cimex lectularius (bed bug), 3300 nucleotides long. RefSeq names its product golgin subfamily A member 6-like protein 6. NCBI's taxonomy places the organism in Eukaryota, Metazoa, Arthropoda, Insecta, Hemiptera, Cimicidae. The transcript is spliced from 2 exons. Bases 390 to 2861 code for a protein of 823 amino acids. The record is from RefSeq and is a predicted model, not a curated record.
UUAUUUUAAAAAUGUUACGACUGAUUUUUAUAGUGUGUCCAUUGUUUCAAUAUUUAGAAAGACAAUUUGCUAAAACUUAUAUAAAAUUGAAUUAAUUACACUUUUUAUCUAAGGUCUUGGUUGAGAUGAAAAAGCUAGUGUCACGAGCGGGACUCGAACCCAUGGCGUUCAAUUCAAUACGACGCCCCUCCAUCCACCUGAGCCAUCGGACCCUGAUCCACUCGGACAUCAACUCCUCAUCUCAGCCAACAACCUUUCAGAAUUUCCCUUCUCUUAUCAUAUUUUCAAAUAUUGUGCAAUCAAGAUUUGAUUCUCGGUGACCUAUUAAAUGGCCAUGGGGAGCUGUCAGCGAAAAUGAUGAAGAUGCGAUUGAUAACACCACAGCCAAAAUGGCCCAGGUGGACAAGCUUUGCUCAGCUCUUGAACAUAAGGAGGAAUUGAUAUCCUAUAUCAAGAAGCAAUUAAACAUAAAAAAACCAAGGCCAAAGUUGAAGGUGCCAACAAUACAUGAUAUUAUACAGCACACAAGAAACAGCAAUUUUUCAACAGUCAAAUAUUUUACCACGGGUAGACCGAUUUCAAAUUUCCGUGAUCUUUCAAAAGAGCCAUGCCCAUUUGGUAUUGACAACUCCCAGAAUUUUUUGAGCAACAUUUCCUUCAAGCCGCCAAGGAUUGCACAAAACCGGCCGAAACAUGCGUACAGAAAUGAUUACAAGAAAAAUGACAUUCUCAACAGAGUACAUAUCCCGGAUAAAAAUAUAGUCAUUCCCCCAUCCAAACUUGACAAUAAUUCAGAAUAUUUUUCUUUGGUCAAAGGGCGCCCAAUUAAAGAAAAGUUCGACAAGCGACAUUUCGCUGUUAAUCACAGGAGGUGUUUCUUCAAGAAACUUUGUGCUGGGUUUUUAGAAGAUGAAAUUAAAAAGCAAGAGGAGCAUCAUAUUCGGGAUUUAUGGCGUCUCUACACCAUCCGAGAAGAGCUUGACAAAAUCAUACAAUCGUUUGAAAAUUAUCUGACAGAUGAUCACCAGGAAUCUGUUAAAAUUAUCGAAGAGUCUCAGCAAAUUGCGCAUUUAAAAGAUGAGAAAACGCAAGAGGUGAAACGCUCAAGUGGCUAUCUGAAUGCUAUUAAAUGCACACUUUACAAGAUGGAAGAACAGCUCACUUACCGGAAAUACUGCAAGGAAGCUAUUUAUAACAUAAGCCCAACACAUUGGCAAGAAGAAUUCGAAAGAUCUAAAGAAGCGUAUAAACCUAAAGCACAAGAAAUGGCAGAAGAUGUGUUUGAGCAUUAUCAAGAGUUUUUAAAUUAUACUCCAGAAGAGGAUAAGUUUUUGGAUAAGCUUGUUAAUGACCUCAUUACAGACAUAGUAAAUCUGGGUCCACCAGCUAUUUAUUUCCAACACCCAUGGGAAGUAGAUAUGGUUUUUAAAGAAUUUGAAUUGCAGAAUUUACAUGCAGCCAAGCACUUAGCUGAUGUUGGACACAUACAAAAAGAUUUGAAAGGCCUUUUAAAACAUGUGAAAGAAUACUACAAAAUUGAAUUUAUGUGUUUACAAGAAAAGAUCAAGGAUUUAGAAGCAGGGAUAUUAUACCAAAAAGAACGCUCUUUGGAACUUGAAGCCAUAGCUAGACAGCUGACUCAGACUGUGUACAAAGAUGUUGUUAGUGCUGACCACAUUCUAGAGACACAAGGUUUGGUACAUAAUAUGUAUGACGAAAUCAUUGGUGAAGAAGAAACAAAAUUAUCAUAUGUAGAAAUGAUGGAAAGAGUGGAAACAGAAAUAGUUAAUGUUUGGAAAGAAGCACAUGAAAUGCCAAGAUAUUUGUAUGAAGAAUAUGAAGAGAAAAUUAAAAACAGGACAAAAGCAGAAACAUACGCAGCUCUUGAGGCAAAGAGGCGAGAAAGAAGAAUUGUCCUCACUGUUAGUCGCCUUCACAGGUCUUACAUGCCCCCACACAAAACAUUAUUUAAAAAAUUAUUGCCUCGUUCUGAUCCACCUCCAAUGAUCAAGAGAUUUGAAAGGAUGAAAUUAUUAAGAAGGAUGAAAGAAUUAGAGAUAAGAGAGAGAAAGAAAAAGGCGUUGACUAGAGGAGAACUGUGGGAUGAGGAGCAUAUAGAAGAGAAGGAAGAAGAAGAAGGCAAGAAAAUAUCUGAAGUUAGUAAAACUUUACAUGAAGAGGAGAAGAUAGAAGAAAGCUUUGAAGAUAGAGAUAAAAUAGAACGGGAUCUAUUUUCCUUGACAUCAGACGAAUCAAUUACCAAAAAGGAAAAUGUCCUAAUUGGACCAAAAAUUGUUUCUUGUUAUAAAAAACAGCCGAGGAUUCAUAAACCUCAUGAAGAAUUGAUUAAAGUACAACCGAAGAUUGCUAUAGCAAAACAUUCAAUUCCAGAUAUUAUAGAGAAAUUUAGAGCACAUGAAGAAGAUAUAUUUAUGCAAAAAUUUGACUCUAGACUAUCAGAACCUGAUGAGGCGCUACCGAUGUUCAAAGGCUACAAUUAUAAUUUUGAUAGAGUUAUAGAUUUACAUAAAUCAUUGGUACAUCGAAUUGCGAUGUACAAAAGAUAUAGUGCUGAAUGCGAAGAAGAAGAAAUGAGAACAUAUGAAGAUGUAUUUCAUGGAACAUCCAGUAGAAAUGUAGAACAGGAUUUAACAACUCGUCCCAAUGAACCUAGUGCUCCAAUUGCUGGCAGUGCACUUUCUUCUCAAUUAUCUAAUACUUCUAUUAAGUCCGUGCAGUCGUCUCAUGGAUUAGACGAUAAACCAUCAAUGUCGACUAAGUAUGAUGGUUUGUCACCAAAUCGUAAUUUACAACCAUUAAAGCCUCAAAAUGAUAGCCAACAUUUUUCAAGGAAAAGUUAAAAAAACGUCUCCACUUAUCUGACGUUUCACCAGGAGACAAAGGUCUGAUGCAGUUAAGGUUGUUGCUAAUGUUCCAUAAUUACCUUUCAUAGGUGAAUUUUAACUACUGGGGGGGGGAAUAAAAUACACAUUUGAUUUUAAACAUACUGUAUGAAAACUGCUUUUAAAUUUUAUAAUUUUUUUAACAAUAUGUAGUUGAAGGACCCCCCUUUUACCACUUAAAUUUUUAUCUGUUGUGCUAUUUGUUAAUGGAUUUUCUAUGAGAUUUUUGUUUCUUUAAUGAAGUACUGAAUUCUUCUCAGCUGUACAGAAUCUUGGCCUAUAUUGCACAGAAGUAUCAUGGCCUUUUACUAUGGUUGGCAAUUGGGUCUGUUGAUAGUCCCAUUUUUUAAUAGGUUAUUUUACCUGGAGAAUCUGUAAAUAUACCUGUUAGUUUUAA